AUUUUUUAUUUGUAAUCAUUUUGUCAAUCUUCACCCAUUAUUUUUUUUAUCAGACCCAAGGGUAGACAACUGGUUCAUGAUGAGCUCUCCAAUGCCCAGCUUCAUCAUCUCCAUGGCCUACUUCAUCUUUGUGCUGAUGUCUCCGACCUUCAUGAAGAAUCGCAAACCGGUGAAGAUGAAGCCUGUGCUCAUUGUCUAUAAUCUCGCCUUGGUUGCUUUAUCAGGCUACAUGUUCUAUGAGUUCCUCAUGGCAGGUUGGUUGACAGGGUACAGCCUAGGGUGUCAGCCCGUCGAUUACUCCAACUCUCCAAAGGCCCUUAGGAUGGCCCGAGUGUGCUGGCUGUGUUACAUGUCAAAGUUCAUUGAACUUCUCGACACGGUGUUUUUCAUCAUGAGGAAGAAAUUCAACCAGGUGUCGUUCCUGCAUGUGUUUCACCACGGCAUCCUGCCUGUCUCCUGGUGGUUCGGAGUCAAACUUGUGCCAGGUAGGGAGGGACAGGUGGCCACUUGUCUUGUGUCUGUCAGUACACGUCUGUGUGUGUGUGUGUGUGCGUGUGUGUGUGUGUACGUGUGUGUGUGUGCGUGUGUGUGGGGGGUGGGGGUGGGUGGAUGUGUGUGUGUACGCCCGUGUGAAUUUGUGAAAAUGAAUAGUGGAACACCAAACCAAUGUGCCAGAUCUGGACAAUAAAGAUGUAUCUUAUAAAUCUACUUACUUAGUGUCUCCCCUGCCAUGUCAAAGUCAAACGCAUAGACUUUGAGAGGUAUCGAGUCAAUGUAGUACAUAAUAUAUUCAUUUUUUAAGGCAUAAAUUGUAAAGUACUUAUGAAAAAACAAACUAGCA
Molecule: messenger RNA, 841 nt
Organism: Aplysia californica (California sea hare)
Lineage: Eukaryota; Metazoa; Mollusca; Gastropoda; Aplysiida; Aplysiidae
Product: elongation of very long chain fatty acids protein 7-like
Exons: 4
Coding region: 77-688 (203 amino acids)
Biological process (GO): very long-chain fatty acid biosynthetic process; fatty acid elongation, polyunsaturated fatty acid; fatty acid elongation, saturated fatty acid
Cellular component (GO): endoplasmic reticulum membrane
Molecular function (GO): fatty acid elongase activity
Source: RefSeq, a predicted model, not a curated record